GUUAAAUGGUGGUUAAGUGGGAUUUCUGAGCUUUGGUACUUGUACAUAUUAUGCUACUUUAGUAAAAUAUGCCUAAAACCGCCAAGAACAAGGCCGCUAAAGCCGGCUCCAUUUACAGAAUAGCUUUACAAAACUUCGUGACGUAUAAAGAAGUCGAAUUGUUCCCGGGCCCGUCUCUAAAUUUGAUAAUUGGUCCAAAUGGAACUGGAAAAUCGACGUUUGUUUGUGCCAUUAUUCUGGGACUUUGCGGGAAAACCAGCGUCAUUGGAAGGGCAAAGAAGAUAUCAGAAUAUGUCCGCAGUGGAUGCCAGGAGGCCACCAUAGAGAUAGAGCUGCACCGUGAGGCCAAUGAACCGAAUGUCAUAAUCACUCGCAUCCUCAACCUCCAAGAUGCAAGCAUAUGGAAGAUCAACAACAAGUCUGUUAGGGAGAAGCAGGUUCAAGAGCUCAUCUCUACUAUGAAUAUUCAGGUGGACAACCUCUGCCAACUGCUCCCACAAGACCGGGUGCAAGACUUCUCUAAGAUGAAUGCCCAAGAGCUACUGCGGAGUACACUAGCGGCGGUGGGCGGGCACACGAGCGUUGAACAGCUGGACGCACUGAUCAAGACCAGAGCUGAGCAGCGGGGGUUGUCAACUAGACUGCUGAAUAACGCGCAGCUGCUGGAGGAAAAAAUACGACAGAACGAGAGAUUGAAAAUAAUAAUCGAAGCCAUGCAACAACGUAAAGAGAUAGAGCUGGAAAUAUUGAUGUGCGAGCGGAAAAAGUACUGGAUAGAGUACCAGGAAUUGCGUGAGAAGGUGAAUGAGUACAAAGGCGACAAAGAAAAGGCCCUCAAGCUGGUGGAAAUCCAUUCAAAGAAGUUGGAACCAUUGCAGAAGGCUUUCAAUAAAGUUAAAAGUGGAAUUGGCAAACUCGAAGAACAGAAGUUGAAUGCAGCUCGAGAAGUCCGUGUUCUAAAAGACAAGUUGAAAGAAACAAUAGAGUCAGUGAAAAAGCUAGAGUUCACUUUGAGAGAUAAACACUCUACUCUGAUGGAGAAAGUUGAACGUCAUAAGAAUAAAGAGAGAGAGCUGGGCGAGGCCAGAGCUUUAUUGGAUAAGUUGAUUACGGAUAAGAGGAAGUUUGACGAGGAAGUUAACGAGGAUGCCGUCAAAAUGGAGUUGGCGCAACUGCACAAGAAGAUUGCGAAGGAGAACGCGAGCAUAGAUGGGAUCAAGAAACAGAAUAUGGAAAUACAGUUCCAGCUCGAAAGUAACGUCACGCCCGUGAUACGACAGCAUCAGAACAAAAUCCGCAGCCUAGAGAACGUGGAUGAAAAACGCCUCGAAGUGCUGAAACAAGCCAGCGAGCACACAUACAAAGCGGUGCAGUGGCUGCGCGAAAACCGGGCCAUGUUCAAGAAGAAGGUUUAUGAACCUAUGAUACUUGAGAUAAACUUCACGGACCCGAGAUUCGCUCGGUACCUCGAGGCCAAGGUGGCAUCCCGGGACCUGUUCGCGUUCACGUUCGAAUGCAGCCAGGACAUGAACCAAUUCACGAACAUCGUGAGGAUGGAGCAUGGCCUGCGGACCGUGAACGCCGUCAGCAGCGAGGGGUACCCUGCCCUCUCACACUAUAGGGCGCAGCAGAAGGACAUAGGACAGCUGAGCUAUCUCGGUUUCCACACGUACCUUUUGGAUACGAUAACGGCGCCCGAUCCCAUCUUGCGGUACCUGUGUGGCAAUUACAAUAUACAAAGCAUACCCAUAGGAAACGACCACACCUUCAAUAAUUGCUCCAAAGUGCCUUCUAGCAUUAAAUCUUUCUUUACUGAAAAUCAUCGCAUCAACAUCAGCGUGUCGCGCUACAGCGGCGCGAAGUCGAGUUCGACGGUGGAGAUAGGGCCCGCGAGACUUCUAGCCAACACUGUCGAUAAGGACGAGCUUGACAACCACAAAACUCAGCUUUCAGAACUUGAGAAUAAGGCUAAAAACAUGAAAGCGAAAAUGCAAGAUCUCCAAAACAAAGUAGCAAAUUUAGAAGUCAAGCUGAACAACCUGAACAUGCAGAGAAAAAAGAUCACCGAAAACACUGAGAAGCUUAGAGCGCUCGGGAUACAGAUACGUCUUCAAGAGAAAAAGGUCCAAGAUAUUGAACACGAACCAACUUUCAAUUUGCAGGAAGAAAAAGAGAAAUGUAGACGGGAACAGAGGAACGUCGUGAAGAAGCAGUGCAAGUUGCACCAGGAACUAGUAGGCAUUAUGAAAAAGCUGCAGGAUAAAUUGCUUAAUGGAGAAAUGUGGAAGGUAAAAUUAGACAUCAGUCGAAAGGCGACAGAAAGACAGGAAUCACAAUUAAGGGAACUUGAAAUAGCAUUGCGAGAGGCAAAGCAUACAUUAGAAGACAUGGAAGCACGCUACAAGAAUACGAAUACGAAAGCUCACGCUAAACUGAAAGAGGCAAAGAAAGCGUGCGGGAGCGAGCUCUUGCCGCAGCAUCCAAACUUCCCCUUCAAGGACCAGUUCAGUGAGUUACCGGCCGAGCUGGAUAGACUUCAGGAGCACUGCUACGAGCUACAAACUAGGAUGGAUUGUAUGGACAAGGGAGAUGAACAGGUGAUCAAAGAAUAUGAGAUAAGAGAAAAAGAAAUAGCGAAAUUAAAGACCGACGUCAGCAGCAACAGUGACGUUCACAAGGAGCUUGAAAGCAAAAUGAAUGCUAUCAGAGCGAAAUGGCUGCCGCCAUUGGAAAACUUACUGCGGGAUAUAGACAAAAGCUUCGGAGAAAUGUUCGCCAAGCUGGGUUGCGCCGGGGAAAUCAAACUCGACAAAGCUGGAAGUGAUGAGGACUACGACAAGUACGGCAUUUCUAUCCUGGUCCGUUUCCGGACGUCGGAACAACUGCAGCAGUUAACAAGGCACGCGCAGUCGGGCGGCGAGCGCGCGCUGUCCACCGCCAUGUACCUCAUGUCGCUGCAGCGGCUCACCACCGUGCCGUUCCGAUGCGUGGAUGAAAUAAACCAGGGAAUGGACCCGAUAAACGAGCGCAAGAUGUUCCACCUGCUCGUCAAAGUAACAACCGAGUGUGACAACGCCCAGUAUUUCCUGUUGACGCCUAAACUUCUGACUAAUUUGGAAUACAAUCCAAAGAUAAUGGUCCACACCAUAAUGAAUGGCAAGCAAAUUAUGAACUACAAGCAGUGGAAUUACCAGGAGUUCUUAAAUAACGCCACAUCCUACAGACCGAAGAAUAGCUAGUUACGAAUAGUUAACACUUAAAUGUAGUUUUAAACGGAUAUUAUAAAAGCCUUGUGUACCGAAUUCAAUUUGAGUACAACCAGUCUGACCUCAUUUGAUAUUGUCAUUUAAUGCCAAUAUCAAAAAUUUAACAUAAGAGAGCGAAUAGCUAUAUGUUUUCUUUUAACUUUGUAAAAGCUAUGUCUAUGUUUUGACUUUUGCUCACAAAAUUCGGCCGUAAAAAAUUGUGAAUUUCUUGAGUGAGCUACUUGUAUUGUCUGUCUGUCUGUUGUUGUUGUUGUCUGUAUGUAGUACGUUAUAUUCCGAUGAUUGUUGUAUUUAAAGCGCACAAUUUAGAUAAAUUAUAAUUCUUUUAAAGGCAAUGUUUAACUACAAGCAAAGACUCAAUGAUGGUUUAAGAUGUGUAAAGCUUAAAAAAAAUGAUGCCCUAUAAUAUAUGACAGCUGAAAAUGGUGACGCAUAUGUUUAAUUGUCACUUGAUUGUGAAACGUCAACUUUUGACAAUGACAACCAGUUAUUGUAAUUGUAUAAUGGGAACCGUGCAGCGCCAUCUGUUAAAUUCAAAGCACGAAUUUGUCUUAGUCUUUACACAUCUUGCACAAUCAGUACCUACAAUCACUUCAUCUUUUCUACAGGUGAUGGGAUAAUAGAGUGUAAACACUCUGUGUAACAAAAACAAUUGAACAGCGUACUAAACAGUCCAAACAUCUACUAAGUUCAGACAAAUAAUGGUGGGGUCCUAUUAAAACAUUGUCUUUAACAUUUUCAUGUUAAUUUACCUUUACUGCGUGUACAAUUUUGUAAGCUUUAAAUGUAGUCUUAUUUUGCUAUGAACGGUGUAAUUUUAGUCGUGGUGGUGGUUUAUACAUCAGAUUUCCUAUUUUAUUUUCGUACCAUUGCUACACAGUAGCUUGGAAUUCUUGCACAUGUACCUACGAGGAAAGUCUGUAUGUUCAUUUCACUAUUUGUCUGUCUUAACUAAGUAGGUGUUAUAUUAUAUUAUAUUACGUGUAGUUAAGGUGCAGUGAAUACAGCCAGCAGUUUUUGAUAAAAAAAUGUCGUAUGAUAAACAAUCUUGAGCCCUUUCUCUAGUAACUUUGUCGAUUCGAAACCAGAUUAAACAACUUUAGCUCGACAGAACAUAGGUCUAACUAAAUAAACGAUUUAUUAGAAAACAUGACAAUUGCUCAUAGAAACUCAAAAUAACAAUUCAUAACGAUAUCCACGACGCACAGCCGGCUCGCUCACGCUCAGAGAGAAGAACCUGAACUCACGGCGCCUUAAGCAAAUAUAUGGAGUUACUAGCUGAGAGGCUUAACUAUCCCCUCUUUCUUACGAUAGCAGUAUCGUUUUCAACAGGGAUGAGUACCUUUUCAGCUGCUGGCACGAAGGGCCACAUUAUCCUGUAUCCGCCCAGACAUCAAAACUUGCCAAGACAAAUGCAAUUUUCAUUUGUCAAAUUAAGAUUCAAAUUAGAAUGCAACAGUAGACUAAAAAUAUAGGCUUGGCGGCUAGAGGAUAUAUCUUGCACCUAUGUAUAUCAAAAUUGGUUUCAACGGAUUAUUCACGUAAUUUUAGUUGAACAUUUUCUCGACAAGGAGCACCGUUCAUAUCGUGCGCUCGUCUUGUGAUUUUUUUUGUCUGUAUCACACAAAAAAAAACUUUCAACUAAAAUUAUGUAACCCCUUUAAAAUAAAUUUAAUAUGUUAGAGUCUCUCGGGAGUUUUAUAGUUCUUGUAUCUUGUAAGUAUUUUUGUAUCGUUGUUAAAUGUCAAAUACAUUUUAAGUGUAGUGUAAGUUUUGGAAAAUUACAAAUUUAUUCAUUGUUUUUAACUUGUUGAUAGCACUGAACAGAAUAAGUUCUUAUUUCGGUCUUUAGUGGUUUAUGUUUGGUUCUCAUAUCGUUUCGAACGUUGCGACUAAUUAUUUGACUACUGACUGACUUGCACCAUCGCACUGACCCGGGGUUAAGCGGUUAAACCGUUAACCCAGUGUCAAAUUGUAGUGGUAACCAUGGUAACUCCAGGUUUAACCGCUGAACCCCGGGUUAGUGAAUGGUGCAAGUGGAGCUUAAGGAAGUAUGGGAAUGAGACCUUACACGAACACGUUGUUUUAAUUUUUAUGAGAGCUCUCAUAAGCUGUCUCAUAAAAAUAAUAUCGUCAUCGAAUUGGUAGCGGUACAAAGCUCAUUAUGACAUUUUCGAAUUGGCACAGCUUUUUUAUUGAAUAUCAAAUUGAUAUUAGUGGUAUUUGAUACUAAUUUGUUUUAGUUACAAAGCGUUUUUGUUAAUUUGUGUAAUAAGUAAUAGUUAUUUAUCAUUUGCUUACUAUCAAGAGUUAGAUGUUGCGAGCAUCGACGUAAGACCCGUUUUUUCUAACUGUAUUAUUUAAUAAUAUAUUAGAAGGGGACGGGUAGUCUAUCAUGCGCGCGAUAUCUCGCGGCGCUCUCGUGCUAAGCCUACUGAGUCACUAAAAUAAAAAGACACGCUUUCGAAACUAGAAUGUCUUGUCUAUAGUGCCUUGGGAUAGAAAGAUUCAUUGAUUGUAUAACAUGUGUAAAGUCUAAGAUAGUGUGCCCUUUGUUUGACUUUACUAGUCUUAGACCUUGCGCAUCUAAUACAAUAAAUGAAUCCGUUUUAAUAUAUUUAACCCGGAUAUUAUUACUCGAUGCUCGCUACCGCUGCGCUGCUUCGACUGCACGCAGGGUUUUAGCAGAACUCUUACAUGCUUUUUAUCUUCAUGGAAGCGGAUUAGAAUUGUUUGAUAGACCGGUCAGAUUAUUAACACACAUACUAUGUCCAGUAAUCGCUCAUAACCAUUUUUCUUUGCAAUUUAUUGAACUAGGUUUCCGUACUUUAAUUAUAAAAUGGCUGUGUUAUACGGAAAUCUAGUUACUGCAUUUGAUAUUUUAGUUAUUUUGUAUUUUGUUUCGUUUAAUGUUUUAAAAUGUGGUUUAUGUAACUUUGAAUCGAUCCGGAAUUUUAGGUCCUUUGUACGUACCCAUAUAAGCCAUUUCUGAUCUUUAACCACCAAAAUGGACCCUGGACUUAAGAAACUAUGUUAAAUGGGCAGUUAUAAUAGAUACUACGAUUAGGAUACGCCAAUUUGACAUAGUUGUAUAACGACCUAGCGGUCCAUGUUGACGGUGUGUAAAGUAAAAAUGGAAUUAUUCCAUUUAGUCCUUAACCCUUUACCAGGCUGACAGUUCAAAAAUGUCAAUCGAAUAUCUGUCUUACUGAUCGAAAAUAGAACGCAUGUUUGAAGUGCCCUAUGUGGGAGAUAUAUAUCCCAUAGCCUGGUAAAGGGUUAAAUUUUAAUAAGCCUGCAUACGUCACAAGUAUGUUUAGUUGUUAAUGUUAAGUUGAAUUAUACCAAUGAUUGCCAGUUCUAAACUAUAAUUAUAGUUCUGAUUUGAUUUAAAUCAAUAAAUAUUUUAUGAUAA
Messenger RNA from Cydia splendana, 6681 nucleotides. It is a transcript of the gene SMC5, whose product is annotated as structural maintenance of chromosomes protein 5-like. The record is from RefSeq and is a predicted model, not a curated record. The coding region runs from base 69 to 3239 and encodes 1056 amino acids. Gene Ontology annotation, molecular function: ATP hydrolysis activity; ATP binding; single-stranded DNA binding. Gene Ontology annotation, biological process: double-strand break repair via homologous recombination. NCBI's taxonomy places the organism in Eukaryota, Metazoa, Arthropoda, Insecta, Lepidoptera, Tortricidae. Gene Ontology annotation, cellular component: Smc5-Smc6 complex; nucleus. The transcript has 21 exons.